Molecule: messenger RNA, 2196 nt
Organism: Oncorhynchus nerka (sockeye salmon)
Lineage: Eukaryota; Metazoa; Chordata; Actinopteri; Salmoniformes; Salmonidae
Exons: 3
Coding region: 217-1086 (289 amino acids)
Source: RefSeq, a predicted model, not a curated record
ACAGCAAGUUCAGGCAGGGUGUGUGACGGAGGAGAUAUGAGAAGAGUUCCCAAAGCAACAGGCACUCAGAACACAUAGAGAAGAUCAUCCAGGAACACAGAGACACGGCAGCUUUAAAGACAUAAAAACAACAGAGAGAUAUAUUGCAUCGCAAAGGAGAAGAGAAGGAGAGAAACAAAAGAAAGAGAAGAGAAGGAGAGAAUAAAAAAAGAAAAGAUGGCGAUCGGAAAGAGUCCCAGAAACGGUUCCGUCAGGUCUCCAAAGUACCUGGACAAGAGUUCUGGGUUCUACGGUCGCCUGGAUGAGCCCGAGAUGGGAGGAGAGGAGGAGGAGCGGGGGAGAGAGGGGGACUGGGGGGGAUCGUGCCCAGCCACAGAGCUCUCUACGGGGGGAGAGACGGACCGGGGAGAAGCUGGGGUGUUUGACUUCAACGAGGGAAUGAUGGAAGAUGACGACACCACUCUCCUCCGAAGGAAACCCAGCCGGCUCAGCUCCCGCUGGAGAAGAAGCUCCAGGAAGGCCAAACCCCAGGCGAUCUCCCCUAGGCAGGGGGACCAGAUCCUGGGUACGGAGAUUGAGGCCCCUGUCCUGGAGGUCACUGCGGUGGAAGUGAGAAGGAGCCGUUGGGGGAGAAGCACCGGGAAGAAACAGGGGGCCGAGCCCCUGACGGUCUCCCCCAGGGAGGAGGGCCCGAACAUGGGUACGGAGAUGGAGACACAGACCCCUGUCCUGGAGGUCCUGGAGGUGGAGGUGAGGGUAGAGACUGAAGAAGGACAGAGGGAGAAAGAGAGAACAGAAGAGGAGAGGACGCUGGUCCACUUUGCGAGCAGAGAAGAAGCGGAUGACCAGGUUCUGAUAAAGGACAAUAAGAGAGGGAGGGAAGAAGAGAAGGAGGAGGAGAUGAAGGUGAUGAGGAAGAGGAGCACGCUGAAGAACUACCGCAAGACUUUCGACCGAGCGUUCCGUCGAGGGUGGGAGACCUUCGUCACUAACCUGUACAGCGUGACGCUCACACCUGACUCAUCAUCAUCACCGCCACCAUCAAGGGAGAUGCACCAUUCCUCAGCAUUAGCAGAUUACAGAUAGGAUUCACAAACCUGUUCAUCUAAUCUGUAAACUGCAAUUGUUCCAAUCAGGUUAUGUAACGCCCAUAUUGUAAUUUGAGAUUGAGGCUGGCUUGGACAGAGCGUUCCGUUUGUGUUCUCAACGCAAAUGACCUGUGUUCACCUCAAUGUAUGGUUCAGUUGAUUAAUCAAUCAGUGAUAUUGAUCUAGUACAUAAUACGGGUUUAUCAAUGAUCAAUAUGAACAGCACCCGAUUAACACCAGGAAGUACACAAAGUUUAACUCAUUCUUAUUCUGAAUUCCAAAAUAGCACACUAUUGUACUAGUGCACUAAAUAGGGAAUGGGUUUAAUACUUCCUCACAGGGUGAAGUUCAUACCUCUCUGGAGGACCGUCUGCAGGGUGGUUUCAGUGUUGUACAACCUGAGGGAUAACGUAUGUUUCACUAUCCUUGUACCUAAUGAACGCAGCCCAAGAUGAGACCUGAUAACGUAUGUUUCACUAUCCAUGUGCCUAAUGAACGCAGCCCAAGAUGAGACCUGAUAACGUAUGUUUCACUAUCCAUGUACCUAAUGAACGCACCCCAAGAGUGUUAUGUUUGUUUCAUAAAAGGAGAACGUUUUCAUACCAUGAAAUUAACUAACUAUGGGGGGACAUGAGGGUACGAAAAAAACGGUCUCAAACUUUGGUCCUCUGACUUUGUCUAAAAGGAGGUUGCACACAACACACAUUUAAUACAUUAUUUAUUCAUGUUCAUUUAUUUACUAUAUGAUCAGUUAUCACACUCUUCUGUGUAAUCUCUCUCAAUAAUAUCUUACCAAAGAGUCUAUUUAUUUACUAUAUGAUCAGUUAUCACACUCUUCUGUGUAAUCUCUCUCAAUAAUAUCUUACCAAAGAGUUUAUUUAUUUUUAAUUAUUGGCUUAAAUCACAACAUAAUAUCUCUCUCUUGCAGCAUUGAAGUCAAGCUCAGGAUUAUAUGAGAGCUAUACUGAGCUGGUGGAGAAUUCAUUUUUUUCUGUGUUGCACUUUGAAUGACUAAAUUGUUAUAUUUAGUUUAAAAAUCAAUGCUUUGUAUUACUUGUACCAUCUUUGUAGCCUUUGUCCUUAAAUAAAAUAUAAUUUCUCAAAUAUA